AUGGAAGAAGGAGAAGAAGAUUCUACUGCUUCCACACAAAGCAACCAAGCUACUAUUUCGGCUUCAUCUUCCAAGGGAAAAAGAAGCAGGCCUUUAAACACAGAGCUGCAUAUGAAGUUGAAUCUAUCUGAUUCUUCAUUUGAGGGAAGCUCUUGCAAUGACAGGAGCAAAAAGCCAAGACAAAAUGCCCAAAGCUUAUUUGUGAAGGUUUAUAUGGAUGGAACUUCAUUUGGAAGGAAUUUAGAUUUAUUAACUCAAGAUGGAUAUCAGAGUCUAUUAACAACAAUUGAACAAAUGUUCAACACCACCAUCAUAUAUCCUUAUAAGAGCCGAAUCUCUUCACCGACAUCAAAUAUACUCAUUUAUGAAGAUACAGAGGGAGAUUGGACGACGGUUGGAGAUGUUCCAUGGAAGCUUUUCUUAUCUAGCAUAAAAAAGCUGAAGAUAAUAAGAGCUGGCAGAUGA
This is a messenger RNA of Phalaenopsis equestris, 465 nucleotides long. Its product is annotated as auxin-responsive protein IAA30-like. The transcript has 4 exons. Lineage: Eukaryota; Viridiplantae; Streptophyta; Magnoliopsida; Asparagales; Orchidaceae. The record is from RefSeq and is a predicted model, not a curated record. Gene Ontology annotation, cellular component: nucleus. Gene Ontology annotation, biological process: regulation of DNA-templated transcription. Bases 1 to 465 code for a protein of 154 amino acids. Gene Ontology annotation, molecular function: protein binding.